UUCAGCAGCUCACGGUGUCCUCUCCUCUUCACUGCACUGCUGCUGCAGGAGGAUAAAGUGAAGUUUUCAGCGGAAAAAAUCACCAAAAGCGAAGAUUUUAAAGCGGGAAUUUGUGGAUUUUCUGAGGAGAAAGUUGGAAGUUUGAAUCUCAUCAUGGGGUGAAAGUGCUGGCUGAGGAGGAGGAUGAUCCCGGGAUGAAGGAGCGUGUGUCCAAACUCAGAGGUAACUAUGGUGAAGGAGAGCGUGCCCAGCUGGCUCCAGCAGGACUCUGAUGACGGUCUGGUCCACGUCAAUGUCGGGGGUCUGAAGAGGAGUCUCUGCUCGAGCACGCUCAGAAAGUUCCCUGACACCCGACUGGGAAAACUGCUGGCCUGUGACUCAGAGGAAGAUAUUCUGAAGGUUUGCGAUGACUAUGACGUGCAGCAGAAGGAGUUUUAUUUUGACAGGAAUCCCGGCCUGUUUCCUUAUGUCCUCCAUUUUUACCAGACGGGGAAACUUCACAUCAUGGAGGAGCUCUGCGUCUUCUCCUUCAGCCAGGAGAUCGAGUACUGGGGCAUCAAUGAGUUCUUCCUGGACACUUGCUGUAGUUACCGUUACCAUGACCGUAAGCUGGAGAGCAGCCGCCAUCGCAGCUGGGACGACGAGAGUGAUGUGAGCAGCAUCGACAUGUCUGUGGACGAGAUAUCCGACUUAAACAGAGACAUGCAGCACUUCCAGGAGGUCCGGUACGGGAACAUCAGGAAGUGUCUGUGGCUGACUCUGGAGAACCCUGGCUACUCCAUCCCCAGCAAGCUCUUCAGCCUGGUUUCCAUCGGGGUGGUGCUCACAUCCAUCGCCACCAUGUGCAUCAACAGCAUCCCUGAGUAUCAGACGUUUGACAGCGAGGGGAAACUGGUGGAGGACUCGACCAUGCAGGCUCUGGAGGUCUUCUGUACCUGCUGGUUCACCUUUGAGGUGGUGACGCGGCUGCUGCUCGCUCCAAACAGGAGGAAGUUCUUCCACCACCCUCUGAACAUCAUUGACAUGGUCUCUGUGGUCCCCAUCUACAUCACACUGCUGUUUGACAUGACCCUGGGAUCAGAGUCUGAGCUGGGAGACCUGGGACGGCUCAUACAGGUGUUCAGGUUAAUGAGGAUCUUCCGGGUCCUGAAGUUGGCGCGACACUCGACAGGCCUGCGGUCUCUGGGAGCGACUCUGCGGCACAGUUACCGUGAAGUCGGCAUCCUGCUGCUCUACCUCGCUGUCGGAGUCUCCGUCUUCUCUGGGAUCGCCUACACCGCUGAAUAUGAAGAGGACGUGGGUCUGGACACCAUCCCGGCCUGCUGGUGGUGGGGGACAGUCAGCAUGACCACGGUAGGAUACGGGGACGUGGUACCUGUCACUGUGGUUGGGAAGCUGGCGGCCAGUGGCUGCAUUCUUGGCGGCACCCUGGUGGUGGCGCUGCCCAUCACCAUCAUCUUCAACAAGUUUUCCCACUUCUACAGACGACAGAAAGCUCUGGAAGCUUCUGUGAGGAACAACCACCGCAGGAAGCUGAGGAUAAGCUGCGAGGAGGAGCCGGAGGAGGAUGACGAUGAGGAUGAGGAGGAUGAAGAAGAAGAGGAGGGGUCGGACGCUGACAGCCGAUGUCUGGAUGACGACGAUACAGACGAUAUCGAUGAUGAAGAUGAGGAUGAUGAUGUGGACUAUGAGGAUGAUGGAGGAGUGAUUAACUACAGCUACGUGGAGCAUCCGUCCUACACCUCCAUCCCCAGGAGGGAGGAGCUGAAUAGGCUGUGACAGCUUAGAGAAAACUGAUCUGGGUUUUCAAAUCAGACUGAAAUCCUUGAGAGCUUGGACUGAGACAAAGGCAGACAGAUGUAGAACAAAGAUGGCCGACAUCCAAACGACUUGACCGUCUGAACAAAAGGACAUAAAGAAGGAGCUCUUUAAUCAGAUUCUUCUUCUACUAUAAAUGAAUGAAUGAGUCAACAUUUGAAGGUGAGCUCACCUUCAGGUCUUCCAGAAUGCUCUGACGUAGUUUGCUCAUAUUUAUUUGUGCAUGUUGGAUGUUUCAGGAGGACUUUAUUUCUCUCUGGUGUGUUUCUGUUAAAAUGAAGAUAAUUACACAUCCAGGCCUGCUGUACUGAAGGAAUGAUGUGGACUGAACUGAAAAAAGCAUGUACUUAAAUAAAUCAGCCAAAUA
Messenger RNA from Cheilinus undulatus (humphead wrasse), 2185 nucleotides. RefSeq names its product potassium voltage-gated channel subfamily S member 2. Bases 229 to 1779 code for a protein of 516 amino acids. Gene Ontology annotation, molecular function: protein binding; delayed rectifier potassium channel activity. Gene Ontology annotation, biological process: regulation of delayed rectifier potassium channel activity; potassium ion transmembrane transport; protein homooligomerization. The transcript is spliced from 10 exons. Lineage: Eukaryota; Metazoa; Chordata; Actinopteri; Labriformes; Labridae. Gene Ontology annotation, cellular component: voltage-gated potassium channel complex; membrane. The record is from RefSeq and is a predicted model, not a curated record.